AGAUUUAUUAACGCUCAGACUCAAACUCACACAACAAAUCGAUCAGAAUGAGUACUAUGAAAUUUUGUCGAGAAUGCAACAACAUUCUCUACCCAAAGGAAGACAAGGAUCAGAAGAUCCUCCUUUACGCUUGUCGAAACUGCGAUCACCAGGAGGUUGCUGAUAACAAUUGUGUGUAUAGAAAUGAGAUACAUCACUCUGUUGGUGAGCGCACUCAAGUCUUGCAGGAUGUAGCUGCUGAUCCAACUCUACCUCGAACUAAAUCUGUUCGAUGUACUCAGUGCAACCAUGGAGAAGCUGUGUUCUUCCAGGCAACUGCUAGAGGAGAGGAAGGAAUGACACUAUUUUUUGUUUGCUGCAACCCUAAUUGUGGCCAUCGUUGGAGAGAUUGAUUAACAUGUGGAUGACAUUGACCGAGGUUCUUAAAGUGGGUGGACGUGUAAAGUUUUAAUUUGAUA
This is a messenger RNA of Telopea speciosissima, 458 nucleotides long. Its product is annotated as DNA-directed RNA polymerases II, IV and V subunit 9A. Bases 48 to 392 code for a protein of 114 amino acids. The record is from RefSeq and is a predicted model, not a curated record. Gene Ontology annotation, cellular component: RNA polymerase II, core complex. Gene Ontology annotation, molecular function: DNA-directed RNA polymerase activity; nucleic acid binding; zinc ion binding. The transcript is spliced from 4 exons. Gene Ontology annotation, biological process: maintenance of transcriptional fidelity during transcription elongation by RNA polymerase II; DNA-templated transcription; transcription-coupled nucleotide-excision repair. NCBI's taxonomy places the organism in Eukaryota, Viridiplantae, Streptophyta, Magnoliopsida, Proteales, Proteaceae.